UAAAAUAACAGUUCCACAAUGUAACUUCUCAUUUUGUAGAAAGAAAAGCAGCCAGACAGAGGAAAUAUCUUCAUUUACAUAAAAGAUCGAAAAUAAAAUCACAGAUGGAAAACAGAGAAACGAACAUACAUACACAUUGUAUGUAUCAUGAUAGGCAAAGGGUCAGCGAAAGAUCCUUACUAGAAAUAUCAUUAAGGGAGCACAUUCGAAAUGAGAUCACGGAGGAGAGAGUAUUAUGAGAUGAAAGCAAAAGCUCUGCUGGACCAGGACAUGUUGCAAGGUUCACAGUCACAGGUGGACCCUUGCAGAUGCCGAGUGGUAUCUAAGAGAUUGGAAAGGGCCACUUGGAAGGCCUCCUCAGAAAUGGAAAGACGAUUUGGGUCAAGAUGGAAAAGAAUGGUGCAACUAAGACGGAAUUGGAAAUGCAUUAUGACCAGUGGUGUAUACAACAUCUGAUAGUCUGGGCAAUAAUGUGAUAUUGUAAUUAUUUUCUGCUGCCAUAUGGUACUGCACCAAAUUUACUACCAGUGCUUCCCUUUCUUGGAAAACUGAAGAAUUAGAAACCAUGUCAUGCCACGGGGAUUGUCUGGAAAUCGAAUCCAACCGAAUCUUUUACUGAAAUAUCAGCCUUGUACACUUUUAAUUUCUGAAGUGUGUUGAAAAUAAAUGUUGCAAGCAAUUUCUCUACAGCUGAAGUUAUCUAAGAACAUACAUAGUAAAUGAAACCAAUGUUUUAAUAUAACUAAUGGAAGAUAUUUCUAAUAUUCUAAAAAAAAGAGCAUUGCUUUCCACUACUGUAUAAUUACUGGAACUCGUACAAAUAAUAAUAAUAAUAAUAAUAAUAACUUUGGUGCACUUGGUACAAUACCCUGACUGUUACCUAAAAGACUGAAGUAUACUAGAAUUGGCUACACACAUUGUCAACCUGCAAAAAAGUUUCAUCCUGUGUGAAUCUUAAGAAAAGCUUUUUAAGAUGUGAGGAGACUUGUCGCCAACAUUCAGGAUCCCUGCUAAUUAGUAUGUAAUAGCUUUUGAAUAAUAAUAAAUUUGUAUUUGAUUUACCAUUUGUGUUUUGAAAAUCAACUCUUCUGCUGCCUGAAGGGAAUUGUAUCCCAACCCUCAGUUUAUUUGUUCUUGUCCCGUUUGAAAUAUUUGAUUCAUUGAUUGGCAGUCUUGUCAGAUAAAGAAUGGAAAGUCCUGAUAAUCUUGAAGACUCUACUAAAACUUAUAUGUGUCAAGCUUGCAACUUAAAUUUUGAAGACUUUCAUGAAUGGAAACUACACCUGAGUACUCAUCCUGUCACCAAGUAUGAAUGUAAUUUCUGUUUUUCUUCUUAUUCAAACAAAACGGAUUUCUGGGAACACAUCAAAACUCAUACCAACUCUUCAACAGCCGUCAAAUAUUUUUGUUCAAAAUAUCCUCUGGAGAAGAACGGACAGGAAGAAAGUGAGCAAACUGGCACCGAAAAAGGGGUUGUUGAAGAUGACACUGGUAUUGAACCAUUAAAAACGAAUUCUGUUAGUGAUUUGGACCCUAUGGUGGAACAUUCCGUGAUGUCUGUUGAAGAAGAAGAACCAAUCAUGGCUACUGAUGUUGAGCAACUUGAUGGUGGUAAAACUGAUGAUGAUGAUGAAAAUCCUGACAAUGAAAAUUUUGAUGAUGAAAGUCCUGACGAUGAAAAAACCAAUAAUAAUCCCCAAUCUGUAGACGCCGCAGCAAAGAGGUGCAAAUGUCAAUUCUGUGACAAGUCCUUCCCUAGUGCCUUCUUGUUCAAAGUCCAUUUAAAGAAACACUGUUUGCCCUUAACUUAUCUACAGGUAAAAUGUCUCGGGGAACCAGUGUCUUUAGGAAUCCUUGUUGGUAAAUCUGACUAACGCCAAAAGAAUGAUGGCAGAUACAACUGUUGGGUAAAUAUUAUAUCUUCUGCCAGCUGGUAGAAUGGACACACACCACAAAAAUAAUCUACCUAUUGCUAAUUGCAGUAAAAUAGACACAAAGCUGUCUGUUGGUAUAAGAUGGCAAUAUAACAAAUACAGCUGCCUGUUGGUAGAUAGGACAGUACAUAAUACCCAAAUAUUUCUCAUUUCAGGCAGAAAUAGCAAGACAUCAAGCAAAUAUGUCUACCAGUUGGUAGAAAGGACAGUACAGCAGAUACAAAUGUCUCUACCAGUUGGUAGAGAGGACACUAUAGCAGACACAAAUGUCUCUACCACUUGGUAGAAAGGACAGUAUAAACAACUGUAGCUAUUCACAGUAUUCCAACAAAGACUUGGCACUUGAUCCCUAUGGGAUUAAUAAGCACCAGUAAUGGAGUCCUGUUGUGUAAUUUAUCAUGCAAUAACUAAUCAUGAUCAAUUAUUAUAUUUUAUUGACCAUCUCAGGAUUGAUUUUAAAAACAUUUUCCUGAACAAUUUUUAUAUUUGAAAUAAUUUUCAUUUCUUUUAAAAUGAAAUAAAAUGAAAUGUUUUGUUUUUCUCCCUUGAUUUUACACUGAA
Molecule: messenger RNA, 2495 nt
Organism: Octopus bimaculoides (California two-spot octopus)
Lineage: Eukaryota; Metazoa; Mollusca; Cephalopoda; Octopoda; Octopodidae
Product: zinc finger protein 423
Source: RefSeq, a predicted model, not a curated record